AUGCUCCGCACCUUGCAAUCGAUCUCGCGCAAAGUCGACUCGCUCGGCGUCGAGUCCAGAGGCAUCGAGCGCUGUUUGCCCGACGAACGGUCCACGUCCAAAUGGGUGCUCCUAUCCAUUGCUGGGCUGUGGAACUCGGGCUGUGGAGGACUCACCUCCAUGUCCUCCUUCUUCCUCGGCCCGUUGCUGUUUGGGCUAGGAUACAAGGACUCCAUGGUUGUUGGGUUGCUUGGAAUGCUACUUGGGUGCUUGCUCCCCGCCUACGCGGCCACUUUGGGCCCCAGAUCCGGCCUCAGACAACUGUGUCUGGUGCGCUAUCUGUUUGGCCGUUUUGCUAUCAAGGUGGUGUGUCUGAUCUCGGUGAUCGGUCUUGGCGGGUGGACAGUCACAAACUCUGUGAUUGGAGGCCAAAUCUUGCUCUCAAUGAGCAACGGCAGGGUGCCCAUCGAGAUUGGGAUCCUUAUUAUCAGUCUGCUCAGCGUCGUGGUGUCCAUUUUUGGGAUCCGGCUAGUGCUCAAGCUUGAGACGGUGGUCGGCGUUGUGGUGAUCAUCACAGUCGUUCUAAUGUACCCAAUGACCCGCCACGACAUCACGCAAUUCCAUGAAAAUGUCUCUGUUGGCGAUGGACUCACGGUUAUUGGCAACCGGCUCUGUUUCUUCACGCUGUGCUACUCUGUGACGGCCACCUGGGCGGGCAUUGCGUCGGACUACUACAUUCUGCUACCUGAGACAUUUAGCCAGAAAAAAGUGUUCUUUUUCACGCUGUUUUCGAUCGCCGUCCCAACCACCGUGGGAGCUGUCAUUGGACUGCUUAUCGGCAACGCUGCCGUCUCAAAGCCGACAUGGGCCGCAGCCUACGAAACGUCCUCACUCGGCGGCCUGCUGAACCUCGUUUUCGGCGCGUGGGGCGGGUUUGGCAAGUUUCUGCUCAUUCUGCUUUGGCUCUCGCUCAUGACCAACAAUAUCAUCAAUCUAUACUCGUCCGCGCUGAUCAUCCAGAUCGUCGAUCCGUGGGUGUACCGUAACAUCCCGCGCUGGUUUAUGGUGCUCGUGGUGUUCGCCGUGACGUUGGUGCUCGCGAUGGCCGGCAGAGACAAGCUGAGCACGAUCCUGUCGAACUUCCUGCCCAUGCUGGGCUAUUGGAUCACGAUCUACUUUGUGAUCCUUGUGGAGGAGAACGUGAUCUUUCGUUCCACCAAGCUGGUCAAUCUGUUCAGAUUCGAGUUUUCUGAGGAUGAAAUAGCCGAUGAGGUUGAGUCAAAGGAAAUGGCCUGUGAAGCAACGGUUUCUCAGAAAUAUGGCCAAAAACCCUGCUACAACUUUGCAGCGUGGGACUCCGCCAGCUGCCAGACGUACGGGAUAGCUGCGUCGCUGGCCUUCUGCGUGGGGGCCGCGGGCGCGGUUCUUGGGAUGGACCAGGUGUACUAUAUCGGUGUGCUGGCACGCAAAAUCGGGGACCAUGGCGGCGACAUCGGCACGUGGCUGAUCGUCGCGUUCACAGGGCUCUCAUACCCUGUCCUCAGGUACGCAGAGCUGCGUAUUUUCGGCAAAUAG
Messenger RNA from Ogataea parapolymorpha DL-1, 1554 nucleotides. RefSeq names its product Plasma membrane pyridoxine (vitamin B6) transporter. The record is from RefSeq and is a predicted model, not a curated record. Gene Ontology annotation, biological process: transmembrane transport. The coding region runs from base 1 to 1554 and encodes 517 amino acids. NCBI's taxonomy places the organism in Eukaryota, Fungi, Ascomycota, Pichiomycetes, Pichiales, Pichiaceae. Gene Ontology annotation, cellular component: plasma membrane; fungal-type vacuole membrane. Gene Ontology annotation, molecular function: transmembrane transporter activity. The transcript has a single exon.